AUGGAAUACUCUAAAUUGCCUGUCUUCUUAUUAAAAUUGAAAUCUAUGUUAGAAGUACUUUUUUAGAGUGAAUUGAUAGGAUUAAUGUAAUCAGCACAUCAUCAGUUGGAAUGAAUAAGGAAAUAAAGUCAUCAUCCAUUAGAUUGAUGAGUUUAGGUCUUCAAUUUUGCCACUCUACUUUAAGAGUACUAACUAUUCCAGUUUCUAAAAGUAACAUUAUUAUGUUGAUUACAGAUAAUUAAAUAAUUAUGGAUUCAAGAAUAUCAGAUAGUCUGCAAGACAAUGCGAAUUUUAUAAUGAGUAUUGGACUCAUGAUUACAAAAGAAUUCAUUAAAUAAUGAGGAAGAGACAUAUUCAAGAGGAUGUCAAUUCAACAUCAACUUUUAUGUCAUCUCUGUUGUUGUUAAUAUCAAAUUAGAAAUAGUUGAUGGCUAAUAUAGAAAUGAUACAUCAGUAAUAAUCUAUGAUAAGUUAAAACAUAUAUCAUCUCCACACAGAAUCGAUGAAAUAAUAAGAACUAAUUAUUAACUUGGCUGAUGAAAUUUGA
Paramecium octaurelia is the source of this 547-nucleotide messenger RNA. The record is from the annotation of a GenBank genome assembly. Lineage: Eukaryota; Ciliophora; Oligohymenophorea; Peniculida; Parameciidae.